GCAGAGGAACUACCUGCACAGAGGAAAGGAAGAAGAAACGGUUCUAACCAUGAAAAGCAUCCACUCCCUGGCUGGCAUCCUCCUGGUCCUCGGCUUUGUCCAGAGCAGCUGGCAGGUUCCUCUGCACGAGGUUGAUGACAGCUCCAGUUUCGACGACACACUAUCCGAGGAGCCGAGGGAGCUGUCGAGCAUGAAGAGACACUCGGAGGGAACUUUCUCCAACGACUACAGCAAAUACCUGGAGGACAGGAAGGCGAAGGACUUUGUCCGGUGGCUGAUGAACAACAAAAGGAGUGGCGCUGCAGAAAAGCGACACGCCGAUGGGACCUUCACCAGUGACGUGAGCUCCUACCUCAAGGACCAGGCAAUCAAAGACUUUGUUGCCAAGCUCAAGUCUGGACAAGUCAGAAGAGAAUCUGAGCAGGACAGGUGGGGGGAAGCGCUCAGCAGGAGGCAUGUAGAUGGAAGCUUCACCAGUGAUGUGAACAAGGUGCUUGACUCCAUGGCCGCGAAGGAAUAUUUACUCUGGGUCAUGACCUCCAAGCCUUCAGGGGAGAGUAAGAAAAGACAAGCGGACCAGUGA
Seriola dumerili (greater amberjack) is the source of this 583-nucleotide messenger RNA. RefSeq names its product glucagon-1-like. Gene Ontology annotation, cellular component: extracellular region. Gene Ontology annotation, molecular function: glucagon receptor binding; hormone activity. The record is from RefSeq and is a predicted model, not a curated record. Gene Ontology annotation, biological process: response to starvation. NCBI's taxonomy places the organism in Eukaryota, Metazoa, Chordata, Actinopteri, Carangiformes, Carangidae. The transcript has 6 exons. The coding region runs from base 50 to 583 and encodes 177 amino acids.